GAGAGCUACAUCCAGACGAGCAUGAAGCCGGAGAUGGCGCAGCUGCGGCAGACAGCGGUGCAGAACCAGACCGCCACCAUGCUGGAGAUCGGCAGCACCCUCCUCAACCAAAGCGCUGAGCAGAGCCGCAAGCUCACUGAUGUGGAGGCCCAGGUGCUGAACCAGACGUCACGCAUCGAGAUGCAGCUGCAGGAGAACUCCCUGUCCACCACCAAGCUGGAGAAGCAGCUGCUGCUGCAGACGAACGAGAUCCAUAAGCUGCAGAACAGGAACAACAUCCUGGAGGUGCGGGUGCUGGAGAUGGAGACGAAGCACCAGGCGGAGCUGGCGGGGGCCCGCUUGGAGAAGGAGAAGUUGCAGCGCCUGGUAAGCCGGCAGAGCGGCACCAUCGAGGAGCUGGAGAAGUCGCUGCUGGCCGCCAGCGCCAACACCAGCCUGCUCCAGCGCCAGCAGCUCCAGCUCCUCGAGUCAGUGCAGAGCCUGGUGCGCCUCGUCUCCCAGGGCAGAGCCCCGCUGCCCGGGCAGGAGCAGCUCUUCCAGGACUGCGCCGAGGUGCACCGGGCGGGCAUCCAUGCCAGCGGGGUCUACACCCUCCACAUCGCCAACCUCAGUGAACCCAAAAAGGCCCCCGCCGCGCUGCGCGUCGAGCUGCGGGACUGGGAGGGCGGCCAGGUCUAUGCCCACUACAGGAAAUUCCAGCUGGGGAGCGAGCGGCAGCUUUUCAGGCUCUCGCUGCAGGACUACAGCGGCACGGCCGGGCAGCAGAGCGGCAUGGCGCUGCAGGGCACCCACUUCAGCACCCGCGACGCCGACAACGACAACUGCCUCUGCAAGUGCGCCCAGAUGCUGUCGGGAGGCUGGUGGUUCGACGCCUGCGGCCUCUCCAACCUGAACGGCAUCUACUACCCGGCCCGGCACAACAUCCGCAAGCUCAACGGCAUCCGCUGGCACCACUUCCAGGGGCCCAGCUACUCCCUGAAGGGCACCCGCAUGCUGAUACGACCCGCCAGCUUCUAGCACGCCGGCGGCCGGCAUGGCACUGCAACCGGUGCCAGCCUGGCACGGAGGGCAGGGGCCAGGAGGGGGCCGGGAGAAGGGAUGGCUGGGGGAGACCAAGCCCUCCUAGCCGCCACAGGGAAGCUUUUCCCCCAGUUAUUAUUUUUUACUCUUUUUUUAUCCCAUCCUCCGAGAUCCUGCGCGUCACAGAGUGCGGCUGGGCCUCCAGCUCCCCACGCUACCUCCUUCACCCAGGGAUGGGGGUCCAAGACCCCUCCAGGACCCCCUGCACGCUCAGCCCAGCUCCAAGGCACAGCGGGGGCUUUGCCUUUUCUGUAUGUUUUAGGGCAUUGCAAAGCCCCCACCGUCCCCCUUUCCCAGUGGGAUUAGGGGAGCUGGUGGGGAUGGGGGUCCCUCUGAGUGCGAGGGGCCGGUGCCAUCCGUCCUUCCCGUCCUGCCCAGGCAUAGCCGUGCAGGGGGACACGGGCUGUGCCCUCCUGCGUGCAUGGCCCAAGCUACCAUCCCCACGCGUGGCG
Messenger RNA from Aptenodytes forsteri (emperor penguin), 1532 nucleotides. It is a transcript of the gene ANGPT4, whose product is annotated as angiopoietin 4. Gene Ontology annotation, biological process: signal transduction. NCBI's taxonomy places the organism in Eukaryota, Metazoa, Chordata, Aves, Sphenisciformes, Spheniscidae. Gene Ontology annotation, molecular function: receptor tyrosine kinase binding. The record is from RefSeq and is a predicted model, not a curated record. Bases 22 to 1017 code for a protein of 331 amino acids. The transcript has 7 exons.